AUGAGCAAGAGUCAAGAACAAGAAUCAAACCUCGAGAGUUCAAAAAACCCCGAAGAGCUUAAUGCACCCCAACAAUCGCGAUGCAGAAGAUUUAGUUGAUGGUAUUGGGGAUCAAAUACUGAAGAGUAUAUAAAUCCUGAUGAACGAGCUACAAUCGGUUUCACGCUUCUGAUGACAUUUAGAACUAUUUUAACAACUCUUUUAAUUAUCAAUACAAUCUACAGGUUUAUCUGGACUGGCCAUGAUGGAGUAAAUACUUUCUUUAGAUAUCAGUUAUAUUUCACAACUUGGAGUUUAUAUGUGACUCUUUAUACUGAGAUAUGGAUAAUUUCAACUUCUUUGUACAACCACAAAAAGGGCGUAGACUUUGAGAAUAAGAAACAGCUAAGGAUACUGAUGCAUAACCAUAUCUUCAUGAUCCUUACCCUUGCCAUGGAGAGUGUAACCACUCUAAUGUACUGGACUGCUAUCUAUGAGUAUGGCAAGGAUAUUUCCCCAAAAGAGUGCUCAAGAAUUCUAGACCAUAGUUUACCUCUAGUAGUCAUCCUCUUUGAAUUUUUUAGUAACGGAUGGGUACUAUAUCAGAGACAGACAGUGACAAUACUAAUUCUUCUCGUUUAUUUCCCUGUGAAUAUCCUUUAUACUGUAUUUGGGCCAAGACCUCUGUAUUCUAGACUCCCUUGGAAUAAUAUUGAAUCUUUCAUAUUUGUGGUUGCUGUGUUUGGAAUCGCUUUUGGAGGUCAUGCUUUAUACUCUCUGUUUUCAAAAUGGAGGUUCAAUAGAGCUAAGAAGAGACAGCAAAAGUAGAUGUUCUUAUAAUAAAUUUCUUCAUAAUAUCUUUGAUAAUAUCUA
Molecule: messenger RNA, 852 nt
Organism: Moneuplotes crassus
Lineage: Eukaryota; Ciliophora; Spirotrichea; Euplotida; Euplotidae
Source: the annotation of a GenBank genome assembly